This is a messenger RNA of Eruca vesicaria subsp. sativa (arugula), 637 nucleotides long. The record is from the annotation of a GenBank genome assembly. NCBI's taxonomy places the organism in Eukaryota, Viridiplantae, Streptophyta, Magnoliopsida, Brassicales, Brassicaceae.
AAAAAAAUCACUAAACCAACUUUAGAGACAGUAUACAAAAUAAUUUUAGUUAUAUUCAAACAAAGUUAUGAUAAAGAAUUAUGUUUACUAUAAAGUAUUUUAAAAAGAUUAACUUCAGAGUUUGACGUUUUUCUUGUCAGCAGGAGAAUCUUUCCUAUUUCUUUAAACAUCCACUAAAGAGAGAACUAUCACAUGAAUAUAGCUUGCCUCUCUCUCUCUCUUUCUCUUACACAUCAGUCUCUUGCUGUCUCUAUCUUUCUCUCGUAUUAUUAUUAUCCAACAAAAGUAGUCACAAAUCUUGAGCGGUAAUUAGGAGAUGAUGGAGUUCAGAGAGAAGCUCUUAACGUUCAAGUUCCACAUCGUCUUCGCCUUCGUUUUCUCUCUACUCACCGUCGCUCUCGUCACUUACUCACCAGGUUUUCUAACCGUUUUAUCUUACUUCUGGCCUCUAGUUCUUUCCACCGCCCUCUUUCUCGCCGCCGUUUUCUUCUUCGCCCGGACCUCCGACCUUCCGACGUCAUCUACCAUCUCCGGAGAUGGUUCCGGCUUACUAGUGGCGGCAGAGGGGAUCCUUGACUAUGUAGUCGGCGGACAACAUGAAGAAACUCUCCUUGAUAGCUUCACUAAACUCGACUAG